Messenger RNA from Cannabis sativa, 1449 nucleotides. RefSeq lists its product as uncharacterized. The transcript is spliced from 9 exons. The record is from RefSeq and is a predicted model, not a curated record. Gene Ontology annotation, biological process: mRNA catabolic process; negative regulation of translation. Bases 260 to 1216 code for a protein of 318 amino acids. Gene Ontology annotation, cellular component: CCR4-NOT core complex; CCR4-NOT complex; P-body. NCBI's taxonomy places the organism in Eukaryota, Viridiplantae, Streptophyta, Magnoliopsida, Rosales, Cannabaceae.
CAUCGACAAAGAAAAAGUUCGUAGAUGAAGAUAGAAAGCAAAUGCAGUAGGGGCAUUCUAGUAAUUUUCCGAAAUUAAACUUUUUCUUUAAAAAAUUAACUGUUACAAGACAGUAUUGGUUUCACCUAUAUAUGAAGAAAGCUCAAAUCGACAGAAACAGUACUGCAGAGACGAACUUGUACGGGAAAAAGUAAUUUUGAUUAAAUUAUUAUAUAAAACUAAAAAGAAUACAUAGAAAAAGGCUACAGUUCUUGAGUAAAUGGCGAGUUUACCCCAAUCUCUUACACUUCCGUUUGGAGGAGGAACGAGUGUGUCUGCAGCAGGAGGAGGUGGUGCUGAACUUAGCAGAGAAAGAAAAAUGGCUUCCGCAGAACAGUUGGUACUUGAUCUCAGUAAUCCUGAUCUCCGAGAGAACGCUCUCCUCGAACUCUCCAAGAAGAGAGAAUUAUUUCAAGACUUGGCUCCUUUACUGUGGAAUUCAUUUGGUACUAUUGCUGCCCUGUUACAGGAGAUUGUAUCAAUAUAUCCUGUUUUAUCACCCCCAAAUCUUACUCCUGCACAAUCAAACCGAGUUUGCAAUGCCCUUGCUCUUCUUCAGUGUGUAGCCUCUCACCCAGAUACAAGGAAGUUGUUCAUUAAUGCACAUAUUCCAUUGUAUCUGUAUCCUUUCCUUAAUACAGCGAGCAAGUCAAGACCCUUUGAGUACUUGAGGCUUACUAGUCUAGGGGUCAUUGGGGCUUUGGUGAAGGUUGAUGAGACAGAAGUUAUUAGCUUCCUUCUCUCGACAGAAAUAAUUCCCUUGUGCCUGCGGACUAUGGAAAUGGGCAGUGAGCUAUCCAAAACGGUUGCUACAUUUAUAGUUCAAAAGAUUUUGUUGGACGAUAUGGGCUUAGAUUAUAUCUGCACCACAGCGGAAAGGUUUUUCGCGGUUGGUCGAGUUUUGGGGAGCAUGGUGGCUUCACUAGCUGAGCAGCCCUCAUCGCGUUUGCUAAAACAUAUCAUCAGAUGUUAUCUCCGGUUGUCAGACAAUCCAAAAGCGUGUGAUGCAUUAAGAAGUUGCCUUCCCGACAUGUUAAGAGAUGCUACCUUCAGCGGUUGCUUGCGUGAGGACCCAACAACCAGGAGGUGGCUGCAACAGUUGCUACACAAUGUUGGUGUGAGCCGAGUUCCAACACUUCAAGCUGGAACGGGGUUUGAGCACAUGAUGGUGAAUUGAACUCCAAAACUGGAAUAUUUUUAGUCUCAUCAUCUUAUUUAUCUAGGGUUUAAUGAAGCAGUCAAGAUAUGUGAUUGGUAAACAAGAACCCAGCUUUUAUUUGCCUAUCUUUAUAUUAAUUAUGAAAAGUUCGUCCCGAUAACAUGAUUAUCAAUAUACCAUUUUUUUUUCAUAGUUUUGUGAAUAUUGCACCAGAUCAUAUAUCCAAAUUAUAUAUUUUUUUUUGCUGAAUA